AACCUAACUACUAUGUCCGAUUUCUCUCUCCCAAUGCUUAUAUAAACCUGCAGACCCCCCCUAGAGAUUUUGUAUCAGAAUCACAAACACACACAAUUCUACUUCCUACUUUCUCUCUCAUCACAUAGCCCUCCCUUCUUCAUUUCUAGAGAGAGAGAGAGUAUCAUCAUCAUCAUCAAUUAUCAAGAAUCCUCUUCCAUCACUUUCUUGAAAACCCUUCUUACUUCAUUUUUUCUUUUGCUAUUUAAAAAAAAAAAAAAAGAUGGCAGCCUUUUCAUCAUCAUCAUCAUUAUUUGAGCAGAACCAACCUUUUAUCAUUGACUCAAUUUUCCUGCCAAAUUCUCCCUCCACCAUUAAUAUUAAUAAUAUUAAUAAUAAUAAGAUGUUGUGUAGUAGUAGCCCUUUUGAGGAACCAAACAGUACCUACCUAUCUUGCUUUCCUCAAUUCUUCCAACCUGAUGAUGAUGCAAACCCUCAAACAUUAAUAAACAAUCUUCACCAGAAUAGUAAUAAUAUUAUUACCACUAUUAAUAAUAAUAAUAAUGAUGCUAAUUCUUCUGUCAUGAGUGUGACAAACAAAAAUAGUAUGGAUUCAUCUUCUUAUUCAAUUGUUACUCACAAGUGUGAUCUCAGCAUUGACCAAGUCUUGACCACCACCGCCACUACUACUACUACCACCACCACUACUCCGAUCGAGGAAAAGACGACGAAGAAGAGGAAAUCUAAAGAGGGUUCUUCUCCGAAUUCCGCUCAAUCCAAGGAUAAGAGAGAAGUAAGUAAAGAGAAGAAGCAAAAGAAAAUGAAAGAAUGCAAGGAAAAGAAAAUACUAGUAGAAGAACCUCCAACUGGAUAUAUUCAUGUAAGGGCAAGGAGGGGCCAAGCAACUGAUAGCCACAGCCUUGCCGAGAGGGUGAGAAGGGAGAGAAUAAGUGAAAGAAUGAAGCUGUUACAAGCUCUUGUCCCUGGUUGUGACAAGGUAACUGGAAAGGCCCUCAUGUUGGAUGAAAUAAUAAACUAUGUCCAAUCCCUCCAAAAUCAAGUUGAGUUUCUCUCAAUGAAGCUUGCUUCUGUGAAUCCCAUGUUCUAUGACUUUGGAGUUGACUUAGAAUCAUUCAUGGUUCGCCCUGAUCAGGAUUUAAGUAACUUGCCAAACAUGCAAGAAUGCCACCCCACAGUAACAGCCAAUGAUCACUAUCAUAUGCUUCUUGAAAAUUCUCCUAAUUCAUUUAUUUUUCAGGCAAGUGUGGAUGAGCAUAGACAAAAAAAUAUCAAUCAGUCAGGAUUAAUAAGCAGUAGCUUGUUUCCUUUCAAUUAAUAUUAAUUAUUAAUUAAUCCAGCAUCUCUUGCCCUACAAGCAUCUGGUUGUAAGGAAUUUGAUCAAGCAAAAGAAAGAUAGAUACUAAUGGAAAAAGAGGAGAGAUAUCACAAGGGUAUUUAUGGAAUAUCAAGAAAAAAAUAUAGUGGGCACAAAUUAAAAUUCUUGAGACAAAAACAAAUUAAAAACCGGAUCUUCCUCAAAGAUUCUUUUGUUUCCCAAACAGGGCAGCACAAAAUGUAUUCCUAAUGCAACCCUCCUAUGCUUUGUGGUGGUUUAAAUGAAAUUAGUGAGUACUAUUAGCUAGUGGAAAUAUGUACACAUAAGGAAAAAUAAAUAAAUUAUUAUUUGUUUAUUAUAUUCUUAUUGAAUAUUAUAU
Molecule: messenger RNA, 1694 nt
Organism: Erythranthe guttata (spotted monkey flower)
Lineage: Eukaryota; Viridiplantae; Streptophyta; Magnoliopsida; Lamiales; Phrymaceae
Product: basic helix-loop-helix (bHLH) DNA-binding superfamily protein
Biological process (GO): regulation of DNA-templated transcription
Cellular component (GO): nucleus
Molecular function (GO): DNA-binding transcription factor activity; protein dimerization activity
Source: RefSeq, a predicted model, not a curated record